UGCAACUAUCUUUGACACUCCCUGAGGCCACACCCUCCUAAGCAAUGCACCUGGCUAGAGAGGCAGGAGGAUGCCUGUUUGUGGUGUCACUCUGAUCAUUACAGGAUACAUUUCCACUCUGCAGUGACAUCCACACCAAGUCCAUGCUGAGAUUCAAAAUCCCCGCAUUGCCUUAAGCAGGGAUAGACUGAAUGGGAUUCCUGGUCUGGGAAGAGGAAACUCAGAGCCAAACUGCCUGGCGUAAACCUGGACAAAGACAGUGAGUCCGGAUGAAAUGUUCACAAGCCUCAUCUUCAUUCUCUGCUCUGUGAUUGCACCUCUUCUCACAGGUGAAGACGACCUGCUGCCAGCCCCUCAAAAUGUCUCUAUCCACUCGACCAACAUGAAGCACUUCCUGACCUGGAGCCCAGUGACAGUUCCUGGAGAAACUGUGAGAUACUCCGUUGAGUUCCAGGGGGAGUACGAACGAACGUAUGUCAACAAGAGCUGGAUCCCCAUCAGCGAGUGUUCGCUUAUCAUGGUGACACAGUGCAACGUGACAGACGACAUUUCUGCCAAUGUGCCCUAUAACCUGCGUGUGAGGGCAAAGCUCGGGUCUCAGGGUUCAAAGUGGAGCGCCCUCGAUGAGCUCUUCGAUCGCAAAAUGACUCUCCUCACGCCACCCUUGAUGAGAGUCUUUGCAGACGGGUAUCACUUGUUGGUGGAGCUGGAAGACCUGGGUCCAGCCUUUCAAUUCCACGUCGUCUAUUGGAGGAAGGGCCGGGAAAGUUGGGUGCACAAUAAGACCGUGAAGAAAAUCAGCUCCGUGGUGCAUCUGGACAGCAUGGAGGCCGGCGCAGAGUACUGUGUGACAGCCCAGACCUAUGUAGAGGCCAUCAACAGGAGCAGUAACUUCAGCCAGAUGCAGUGCGUUCACGGGCCAGAUGGCAGCAGAUCCACCUGGAUGACAACUACCAUGAUGUCUUUCGCUGGAUUUCUUAUAGGUGUCUUGGCCCUGCCUUUCCUUGCCUGCAAA
Messenger RNA from Pelodiscus sinensis (Chinese soft-shelled turtle), 1015 nucleotides. It is a transcript of the gene IL20RB, whose product is annotated as interleukin 20 receptor subunit beta. Gene Ontology annotation, cellular component: plasma membrane. Gene Ontology annotation, molecular function: interleukin-20 binding; cytokine receptor activity. Gene Ontology annotation, biological process: cytokine-mediated signaling pathway. NCBI's taxonomy places the organism in Eukaryota, Metazoa, Chordata, Testudines, Trionychidae. The record is from RefSeq and is a predicted model, not a curated record.